GUCCAAUUUGUAAGAUGAUUUUAGUUGCUUUGUAUUAUUGUUUGUUGCUUUGCUUUGUAUUAGAAGUAUAAAAGUGGAUUCUCUUGAAAAAAAACCGUAAAUAUAAUAAAUCGGAGCCUCGUGAAAGAUGGCAGUUAUACCAAUUUUCACAGUAUUGUUAAUGAUGACUGCAGUGAAAGAAAUAGCGCCUUCUUCCGACGCUAUGAGGCAUAUUGCAAACGGCUUCCUUAAAGUCUUGGAUCAGUGUAAACAUGAGCUAGGCCUCACCGAUCAAAUUGUAGUUGACCUGUAUCAGUUCUGGAAACUGCAAUAUGCACUUUUGAACCGUGAUACAGGGUGUGCCAUAAUCUGUAUGAGCAAAAAACUGGAUCUGUUAGACGGAACUGGACGCAUGCACCACGGGAACACCCAGGAGUUUGCCGUAAGCCAUGGCGCCACUGACGAGGUAGCAUCCAAAGUGGUGGUGAUCAUCCGUGACUGCGAGAAACAGCAGGAAGGCGAGCAGGACGACUGUGUUCGGGUCCUGGAGGUGGCCAAGUGCUUCCGCACUGCUAUCCACGAGCUGAACUGGGCUCCGAACAUGGAAGUCGUCGUCGACGAACUCCUCACUGAGAUAUGAUGGAUGAAGUUAAAAAAUAUUAGAUUAUAGAGCUGUUAAUAAAAUCUUUUACAAAUAA
Manduca sexta (tobacco hornworm) is the source of this 677-nucleotide messenger RNA. RefSeq names its product general odorant-binding protein 1. Gene Ontology annotation, molecular function: odorant binding. The record is from RefSeq and is a predicted model, not a curated record. Bases 128 to 619 code for a protein of 163 amino acids. The transcript has 4 exons. Lineage: Eukaryota; Metazoa; Arthropoda; Insecta; Lepidoptera; Sphingidae.